CCCUUUCUCUCUUCUGCAGAUAAAGCUACAAAUCCCCUGAACAAGGACCUGGACUGGGAUGGAAUCAAUGCUUUCUGUGAGCAGCUUAAUAAGGAGCUAGAGGGUCCUCCACUUGCUACCCGACUUCUUGCCCACAAGAUCCAGUCUCCGCAGGAAUGGGAAGCUAUCCAGGCCCUCACGGUGCUGGAGUCCUGCAUGAAGAGCUGCGGCAAACGCUUCCACGAUGAGGUGGGCAAGUUCCGCUUUCUCAAUGAGCUCAUCAAAGUGGUGUCACCCAAGUAUCUUGGCAGUCGGACACCAGAAAAAGUGAAGGCAAAGAUCCUGGAGCUGUUGUACAGCUGGACGUUAGGGCUGCCUCAUGAGGUGAAGAUCUCAGAAGCCUACCAGAUGCUGAAGAAACAAGGGAUUGUGAAAUGUGACCCGAAACUGCCUGACAAUGCUCCUUUUCCACCACCUCCCCCUCGGCCCAAGAACAUCAUCUUUGAUGACGAAGAGAAAUCCAAGAUACUGGCUCCCCUCCUGAAAAGCUCCCAUCCUGAGGACCUCCGGGCUGCCAAUAAGCUCAUCAAGGAGAUGGUUCAGGAGGACCAGAAGCGCAUGGAGAAGAUCUCCAAGAGGGUGAAUGCCAUUGAGGAGGUGAACAACAAUGUGAAGCUGCUGACAGAGAUGGUGACCAACUAUAGCAAGGGAGAGACAACAGAGAGCAAUGAGGACCUAAUGAAGGAGCUGUAUCAGCGCUGCGAGCGCAUGAGGCCCAUGCUUUUCCGACUUGCCAGUGACACAGAAGACAAUGAUGAAGCACUAGCGGAGAUCCUGCAAGCCAAUGACAACCUGACGCAGGUGAUCAAUCUCUACAAGCAGCUUGUGCGGGGAGAAGAGAUCAAUGGGGAGACUGUGGCUGGUCCCCUUCGAGGCAGUACCUCAGCGCUUCUGGAUCUGUCAGGUCUGGACCUUCCAGCAACAGGCCCUUCCUACCCAGCCUUGCCCACCCUCUCAGGUGGCUCAGCAGUCCCUGUGCCUGACCAAGCCGGCUCUGUCUCCUUGCUGGAUGAUGAACUCAUGUCUUUAGGCCUGAAUGACCCGGCACCACCUCCUGCCCAGGCUGGUGACAGCAGUGGCUGGAACAGCUUCCAGUCAUCGGACAGCAGCGAGUUUGGCAUCGCCCCUGUCACGGCAACGCCACCAGUCAAAGCAGAUGCCGGUGCAUCCUCCCCGAAACCUUCUUUCACCAGUGGCCUGGAUGACCUAGACCUCCUGGGCAAGACUCUGCUGCAACAGUCUCUGCCUCCAGAGUCACAACAAGUGCGGUGGGAGAAGCAGCAACCACCUCCACGGCUCACCCUGAGGGAUUUGCAGAACAAGAGCAGCUCUGGCACCACAGCCCACGCUCCCAGUGCCCUGCCUGUGCUCCAGAGUGUUUCUCCCAGCCCCCCGCUGCCCCUGGCCUCAGAGCUGCCUGCCCCUGUGACGCUUCCAAAAGCUGCCACCAUGCCAACAGGAAGUACUCUGGUCCCGCCGCGGCCUCCUGCCACUACACUGCCCCAGGAGAUCACGCUGGCCAACAUCACUGUGCCUCUGGAGUCAAUCAAACCCAGCAGCAUCCUCCCUGUGACAGUGUAUGAUCAACAUGGCUUCCGUGUCCUCUUCCACUUCGCUAAAGAUGCCCUGCCCGAGAGGCCUGAUGUGCUUGUGGUGGUGAUUUCUAUGCUUAGCACAGCCCCACAGCCAAUCCGCAACAUUGUCUUUCAAUCUGCUGUCCCUAAGGUGAUGAAAGUGAAGCUGCAGCCUCCCUCGGGCACAGAGCUGCCAGCGUUCAACCCCAUUGUCCAUCCCAGUGCCAUCACACAAGUCCUGCUGCUUGCUAACCCGCAGAAGGAGAAAGUGAGGCUACGAUACAAGCUGACCUUUACCAUGGGAGAGCAAACCUACAAUGAAAUGGGGGAUGUGGACCAGUUCCCCCCACCAGAGUCCUGGGGAAACCUCUAGAGCCACUCCUUUCAGGCACUACUCUGCAGAGUCCUUGGGAAGCCAGCCCUGCAAGGCUGCAGCACCCUGAGGAGAAGGGGAG
Struthio camelus australis is the source of this 2068-nucleotide messenger RNA. The record is from RefSeq and is a predicted model, not a curated record. NCBI's taxonomy places the organism in Eukaryota, Metazoa, Chordata, Aves, Struthioniformes, Struthionidae.